This is a messenger RNA of Prunus mume (Japanese apricot), 648 nucleotides long. RefSeq names its product histone H4. Gene Ontology annotation, molecular function: DNA binding; protein heterodimerization activity; structural constituent of chromatin. Gene Ontology annotation, cellular component: nucleosome. The record is from RefSeq and is a predicted model, not a curated record. Lineage: Eukaryota; Viridiplantae; Streptophyta; Magnoliopsida; Rosales; Rosaceae.
AAGCCUUCGUCAGGGCAUCACUAUAAGUACUAGCCUCAGAUCCUUUUCUUGCAACCAAUCUAUCUACGAGUGUCGCUUUUCCAAUUGAGCCUCGAGGUCGUUGAACAGCUUCGAAUUCAGAAAUUUCAGCUUGAAUCGAAAUGUCUGGGCGCGGUAAGGGAGGCAAGGGUUUGGGAAAGGGAGGAGCCAAACGGCAUCGUAAGGUCCUUCGCGAUAACAUCCAGGGCAUCACCAAGCCGGCCAUUCGUCGUUUGGCUCGCAGAGGAGGUGUGAAGCGUAUCAGCGGUCUGAUCUACGAGGAGACACGUGGCGUGCUCAAGAUCUUUCUCGAGAACGUGAUCAGAGACGCUGUGACCUACACCGAGCACGCUCGCCGCAAGACGGUGACGGCAAUGGACGUGGUCUACGCACUCAAGAGGCAGGGCAGGACCCUCUACGGUUUCGGUGGCUAGGGCUUUCUGAUUCUUAAAGUCUUGCUGUCAAGAAAUGGAGUUGUGUUUUGGAUCUAGUUGACAAUUAGGUAGUUUUACUUUGUUUAGGAGUUAAAUUUUUUUAGUGUUCUUGUUAUGUGCUGUGUAAAGUGAUUAGUGGACUGUGUUUGUGUAAUUGCAACUUAAAUUGAAUGAAAUGAUGGUGUUUGAUCCAAAA